GCAGUUUCCCCUCGAGAAAAAUGAAAGAGAUCGUUAUCGGAUCCGAGAUCGGGAGGAGAGAGGGAUCUUCGCCGGCGACGGAGAAGGCGGCGUCUCCGUCUCCUCCGGACACGCUGGUGGAGCGAAUGAAGGACUUCGGCCAGCAGGACGCUUUUGCCUAUUGGGAUGAGCUCUCCCCUGAAGAGCGCGAUCUCCUCGUUAAGGACAUUCAGAGUUUGGAUCUUCCGAGAAUGGAUCGGAUAAUUCGUUGUUCACUUGGAUCUCAAGGCCUUCCGUUGCCUGCGAUUGAACCGGUGCCGGAGUCUUGUGUCUCGACUGUGGAAGCAAGAACUCUUGAAGAUAGAGAGAGGUGGUGGAAGAGAGGGCUGAAGGCUAUCUCAGAAGGCAAGUUAGCGGUUGUGCUUUUGUCUGGCGGACAGGGAACCCGGCUUGGAAGUUCAGAUCCUAAGGGCUGUUUCAAUAUUGGUCUUCCAUCUGGAAAGUCUCUUUUCCAACUUCAAGCUGAACGAAUUUUAUGUGUUCAAAGACUUGCAGCUCAAUUUACUGAUGCUGCGCUUUCACCAAUUCAUUGGUACAUAAUGACCAGCCCAUUUACCGAUGAUGCCACCCGCAAGUUUUUUGAAAGUCACAAGUACUUUGGCUUGGAGGCAGAUCAAGUCACCUUUUUCCAACAAGGCACCAUUCCUUGUAUCUCUAGGGAUGGUAGAUUUAUUAUGGAGACUCCAUACAAGGUGGCAAAAGCUCCUGAUGGAAAUGGAGGAUUGUAUUCUGCUCUGAAAUCUUCAAAGUUACUGGAAGAUAUGGCUAUGAGAGGUGUUAGAUACGUGGACUGUUAUGGAGUUGAUAAUGUACUGGUCCGUGUCGCAGACCCAACAUUCCUCGGAUAUUUUAUUGAUAAAGGUGUCUCUGCAGCAGCAAAAGUUGUCAGGAAGGCGUAUCCACAAGAAAAGGUUGGAGUGUUUGUCCAACGAGGGAGAGGUGGGCCUCUUACUGUUGUUGAGUACAGCGAAAUGGAUCCAUCAGUUUCUAGUGAGAUCAAUCAGAUAACAGGGCGACUUCGAUAUUGUUGGAGCAAUGUGUGCUUACAUAUGUUCACUUUGGAUUUUCUGAAUCAAGUAGCUAAUGGUCUCGAAAAGGACAGUAUUUAUCAUCUAGCUGAAAAGAAGAUUCCUUCUGUCACUGAUUAUACAAUGGGCUUAAAGCUUGAGCAGUUUAUAUUUGAUGCCUUUGCAUAUUCUCCAUCCACAGCUCUUUUUGAGGUCUUGCGGGAGGAGGAGUUUGCACCAGUUAAGAACGCAAAUGGAGCGAGUUAUGACACUCCUGAUAGCGCUCGGCUAAUGCUUCUUCGCCUUCAUAGUCGGUGGGUUGUUGCUGCUGGUGGCUUCUUGACACAUUCUGUGCCAUUAUAUUUAACAGGUGUGGAAAUCUCCCCUCUUUGUUCUUAUGGCGGAGAAAAUCUCGAAGCCAUAUGCCGUGGAAGAACUUUUCAUGCGCCAAGUGAAAUAACCUUCUAGUUGGCAUUGGCUUGAUUGCUUGGAAAUGUUUAUUGAUGCAAAAUUCUAUUUGUUCAACUGCUAUAUAUCCAUGAACCGGGUACAGUUUUUGUCAUCUUUGUUCAUUUACCAUUAUAACACAUGCAUGCAGUGCUUAUUGUUAUUUAAUUUGUUUACUUACAUGGAUAGAUGUAUUUGAGAAUGUAUACUGUUCAUAAUAAAACAAUAAUCAAAAUUUCCUUUCUUUCA
This is a messenger RNA of Asparagus officinalis (garden asparagus), 1742 nucleotides long. Its product is annotated as UDP-N-acetylglucosamine diphosphorylase 1-like. The record is from RefSeq and is a predicted model, not a curated record. NCBI's taxonomy places the organism in Eukaryota, Viridiplantae, Streptophyta, Magnoliopsida, Asparagales, Asparagaceae. The transcript is spliced from 15 exons. Gene Ontology annotation, molecular function: UDP-N-acetylglucosamine diphosphorylase activity. The coding region runs from base 21 to 1514 and encodes 497 amino acids. Gene Ontology annotation, biological process: UDP-N-acetylglucosamine biosynthetic process.